This is a messenger RNA of Parnassius apollo (apollo), 321 nucleotides long. The record is from the annotation of a GenBank genome assembly. NCBI's taxonomy places the organism in Eukaryota, Metazoa, Arthropoda, Insecta, Lepidoptera, Papilionidae.
AUGAUAAGUGUAAAUCAUAGUUUACAAGAAAUAUCUGGCAUUGAUGACCAACAACCUGGACCAAGUCACCAAGGCCACGCUAGUGUAUGCCUUUUAUGUGGGUGUUCCAUUUUGCGAAUGCAAAGUGGCAGAAUAUUGAGAGAUAACCCCAUGGACCUGCAUCAGUUGAUGUUUACCAUUAUUGAAAACAGAGUUGCUCCAAGACAGGUUACAGAAACUGAUAAGGUAUGUCACCCUUGUUGGUUGCGCACUCAAAGAGAGGCCCGUCAUACCCAUGAUGUCAACAGACCACAAUCUGCAACUGAGGAGUCGUAUAUUUAA